GGUGGAUCCUUUCGCCGCGUUAGAUACGGAAAAGUUGAAGAAAACGCCCCGAGAGCCUUCCGAAGAGCCGAAGAAGUCCAUGACGUUGUUGGAGCAGAUGCAGGCGGACCGGAAAAAGAUUGAGGACGAGCGGUUGCUGAAAUUGGAAGAAACGAAGAAAAGAAUCGAGGAGGAACGAGCGCAGAUCGCGUUGGAAGAGGGUAUGGAAAGAGCGAAGAAAUUUGUGGAGGAAGAAAUGGAGAAAAUUAUGAGAUCUAAGGUUUUCGUAAGGAAAUAGUUGAUCGUCAAUUGUGGGAGUUGUCUAUAGUCGGUUUCGUAUCCGGGGCUGUGAGCAUCCGGUCACCACACUCACAUUUUGUUGAAAAGCGACUUUCACGUUCGCCCUUCGGCUUUUGCCUUCGGCAUUGUGGCAGCUCCUUUUCGCGCGUUUGGUCAGCAAACGCUGCUCCGACGCGCCUCUCGUCGUCCCGGUUUCUUCUCUUGUAUGUUUUGUCGAUUGCGAUGUCGUUGGGCGUUAGCAUGUCCGCUGCGCACACACGACAGGGCAGUCGCUGGCGACAGUGCCAGCACCUCUCGUUCAGUUGUUGGACAGAGUACCUCAUUGGUGGUAGCAGCAAGUAUGCAUGUGAAGUCGUGUCCCGAACACACUUGGCGUAAGACUACCGCAUGUAUGUGUUCUAUGGCUCUUGGCUAAGACAUGGCAUGCUACAUGUUGAUCUUGACAUCACACAUGUUCACAUGGUUAGACAUUCGUACUGCGUACCGGGAUCAUACGAUGUCUGUUACAAGAGCGAAAAAAGAUCUUUUAGAGCUCUUACAGUUUUGCCGUGCGUCAGAGACAACAGUAAUACGAAUUUGGUCGUCCAACAAGAUGGUCGUUUCUCUGUCCGCAGCGGAUCUUCCGCAGUUGCAACGCAUUAUGUCUGCUUGCUCCAACGACGUCUCGCUACACACACCUGUGUGGUGUGCGCUGGUAUACGGCAACCGCACCCUGGAGUCGGUGGCCAACAUUGUGGAAUCGCACGCCUUGCGCAUGCAAGCAGCGGGUCCGAAAGUGGUCAUCGAAGCGAAUAAUGACCCGAUGACCACAGUUGCCGCCGUGGAGGCCAUGCGCCGCACAAUUACUGAGUCUCACGACCUGACAGUGAACACUUUGAUGGUACGUUUUUUUCCUUUUGCGAUACGCAUGACUGCAUGACGCUCGACGAUACCGCAUGAUACAACCCAUCAAAUUGUCUCAGGAAUCGGUGCAGACGGUGCUGCCGGGGACGAAACCCUGCGCCAAAUUCAAGCAAAUGCUCUGGGAGAUUCCGGUGGUGAUCCCGCCGCAGUUCGCGGCCGCCAAGGCUUGGAAUCCCAAAUUCAAGGAAUGGGUCCACGGCACAGCCCCGAUCCAGCAGACUGGUUUGGUGCGCCUGCUGAUGGACCGCAACGUGGCGAAAAUGUUCGAAGACACAAAUGCUAGUGUUAGCACUACGAGUACUUCCGCAAGCUAAUUUUCCCACAGAUUCGUGUCGUUACAAGACGUAUUUGUCUUUAUGAUUUAGACGAACCAGUCUAACUUUCAGGACAAUUCUGAACACGAAUUCAACUUUUUUAAAAAUUCUGAACACGAAUUACUGGCACUACCAUCUUGACCUGUCAACGCAAUGGUGUUCGAGAUUUUCGUUUUCUUUGGUUUGAGUUUUUCGUUUCUUUUGUUUGAUCCAGAUCCUGUGUUGUAUCUCACGCCGUUGCGUAUAGAUUGCUUAAGCCGCCGUGCAAGCCACAGCGAAAUCAUGUCAAGAUGCGUAAUCUGUUACGACGACAGCGUAGUCGACGCUGACAGAGAGCUAUGGUGCACAGAAGUCGCUUGCGCGAACAAGCACUGCAUCUGCUCCACCUGCUACUCCAGCAAAGGAGGUGUCAUCCUGAUAGCCGAAUUCGGAGCCUGGGACCAGUCCACAAAGUGUGGCAAGUGCAAAGCAUGCGCCAGAUCCAAGACAGUUGCGAAUUCAGCAAAAGUGAAAGAUAGAAUCGACCAACGAGCAGGAACUGCAGCCGUUACGGAGCAAGUCAUCGCAGCUUUCCCUUGGUACGCCCAAUUCGCCGCUACGUCGGUAGAGACAAAGUCGAAGUACUACGACAUUCUGAAAAGGCCGCCGAUACGCCGCUCCCAAAAGAUUGAGAAAGAUCAAGGAAAGUACAUGAUGAAGCUGUUCGGCCAGUGCCUGGCCAACACCAACCAAGCAGCUCAGGUACUCUUUUUUGCUUUGUAGCACAGCAGACUAUGAUUGCCUUGGAAAUACAGCAUGACAAUUUCUUCAUCGUUAUCACCACAGGACUUCAUCGACAGCACGAACAUGCAAGAGAUUCCGAAGUGUUCGUGGAAGACGAUGAUUCUCCCGCCGGAGGGAUCGCUGUUGGAACUCAAGCAAUACUUGCAAACCUUGAUCGACUUGUUUCCGUCCGAGGAUUGGAUCAUUCUGGCCCGAUAUUUCUUGUGGCCCGUGACCUUCUACGAAAAAAAGUCAGCCGCCCUGACCAAAAACUCCGUGGCCAAGAAGAAUUUGUCCUUGAAUUACAAUUAUCAACUGUACAGACAAUUUCCUCUCAUGUUGCUCUCGUCCUGACUCGUGACACACAAGCAAAUAUCCAUGCAGACCACCACAUAACUCUCAUGCGAUUGUUCGCUAGGUAAUCACAAAAAUUACAAAAGCCAGGUAUUUUCUCAUCAAAGAUUUUGCGGCCGCCCUCAAAAAGAAGUAUCAGCCGGCCGAUGGCUCGCAAAUUUGCCGCCUAAAAGGCUGCCGAUUUUUUUCUAAUAUUGUGGGCCCCACAUUGUUCCGGCAUGGCGCCCCCCUUGCUUCUUUUCGUCGUGGCCCCGCGAGUCUGGGGCCCCGAGGGUUCUGGAGGUAGUCCGGGCACGGGUUUUGUCGUCGGUAGUUUUUGCAGGUUUUGGAAGCUGGGGCGCUGGGGAUUUGCGUUUUUAGCAUUGUUUGGCGAAGAUUGCCCGCCCCGGGGUCUCCAGGGCCCGGGGCGCAUCCGGCCCGGGGUUGCCAAGGUUUGCGCCCCUGCGAUGUUUGCGCCCCAGAAGGAAGGCAGCGCGAUUGUUUUCCAUUUGUCUCGGGCCGCACAUCAAUGGCCCCGGCCCGCCCGGCCGGGGUUCACGAGGGGCGCAGAAGUGGGGCGGGGGGGGGUCUAAUUUGGGCUCUAAUUUCGCGUCUAAUUUGUUUCUAAUUCCAGCAUAGGGAAUGUGGGGGGAUUUGCAAUGAAAAAAAUUAGCCGUGAUUUAGCCAGGAAAUUAGGCGCGAAGUUAGUCGCUUGCCUUAGCAUCGAUUUAGGCAAGGAAUUAGCCGGAGGCAAGAGGCGCCCCGCCCGGCCUGUUUCCGGCUAGGCGGUUGGUGUUGAUCAUUUUGCCGGGCGGCUUCCCGGCUUUUUGUGUGGGCGAAUUGCCGCCACCCCUAAUCUUGCAUCUCGCGCCUGACCCCCCCUCGGGGCCGCCUCCCUUCUGGGCCAUUUUCUCUCUGGAUGGGAAGAGCCCAGCGGCGUUCGGUAUUUGGCCGCGAAGUUCUUGGCCCCGUUCGUUUUUGUUGUCCCGCCCAACGUGAUUUCUGCCCGGUGGCCUUCGGGCUGGGUGUUGUCUUUGGCGGCAUUGCCGCCACUUUCUUUUUUUUGUUUUCCUUCGUAACAUUAGAAAAAAGAUAGCAAGUUUUAAGCCUUGGAGAAUGCCCGGGGUCGGCUGCCUGACAAGUACGUCGCGUCCGCGGUCGACGAGGCUUUUUAUAACCUCGAAUACGCCUGUGCAAUGACACAGGCGGCUUGCGAUAAUUUAUGCAAGCCCAGUAUUAUGCAGCGCAUGAUGCAGAUGGGCGGAAGCUUCAUGUCGAUGAUCGCAGGAGGCAGCGGCAGGAACGCCUUCCCCGAGCUGGGACAGAACCCCACGGGCAACAACGCGAUCCAGCAAAAGAAUCAGCAGCUGUACAACGAGAUCAACCGUAUCAUGACCGAGGCACCGCGCACCACCGCAGGAGCAUACGCUGCGAUGGAAACGGCGAAAGCCAAGAGCGAAGCGAUUUUGUCGCAGUGGAUGCAGAAAACCCAGAGCUGUGUCAACUGCCUCAUGGGCGGCAAAGGUCCAGGAAACCAUCACGUGGGGAAGAAGAUGGGCUUGAAGGCCUGCUCGGACUCGAACAACACGUGCUACAUCAAGUGCCCACGCCCGCAGUGCAACGGAGAAGCCCACUGGAACAAGAGCUGCCCGGUCGUCCUUGCGGGAAAGAACGGGGGUGGCAACCAGCAGUUCGGUGGGAACCAGCAGUUUGGUGGUAACCAAAAUUUUCAAAAAGGUCUUGGUAACAAUUUGCUCCGUCCGUUCAAUGGAAAUGGAGGUCAACCGUUUGCGAAAAGAACCAAAAACAACAAUGGUGGAAAAGGGCGCAACAUUUCUAACGUCACUACUUAUGCCAACCCCUUCAACUGACGAAGUAACCUGUUUCAAUUUCUUUAUCGAUAAAAGAAUACAUGAGUCAAGGCAGAUACAAGCGCCCCCUUUUCCAUGGCGUCAAUGUAGCUCGACGCCGACGGUGGCAUGUUCUUUGAAGUUGUGUCACGCAGGAGAGAUCAUGGCAAGAGAUUAGUGAGUCCUCACCUUUUCUUUUAUUUUCUUUCUUUCGUCUGUUGCCCGGUUCUUCCUGUUGUUGCGUCCGGAGUGCAUUUUGGCACACACAGAUCUUCCAGCAACCUCUAUGACAGCCUUAGUAGGUAGUCACUUCACGAUGAGCAAAUUAAUUGCAAGUGAUGCGAUAAAAGACGCUCUUGGCCAAGAGGUCAGGCAGCGCGAGUUACACAAAAUUGCUGAGCAAGCGGCGGUAGCAGCAUCGCUGAAAGAAUUAGCGAACGCUGAAAGGAAAUCAAGCAAAAAGCCGAUCGUCGCGCCACCACAAGCCGCAUCUAUCGCCCCUGCAUCAUCGAAGCGGAAAUCACCUGAGUACUACAUCUCUCUGAUGGACGCUGUGGAGACAGAGUUAGUGUGUGUGGAAGACUGGCACGAGGAGGCUCUAGAGGAUUUCAGCGCAAUCGUGCCGUCGUCUGGAUUCGUGACUGCCGUCUCUUCACCAGCGUUGGAGCAUAAAUUCUCGACAACGCUAUUCGGAGUUACGGGAAUACUCGAGCACAUGGAAUUACGGAAAGAGGCGUUGAAGAAACCGCUAGACGCACUAAUGUGCAUGAACGCCUGGUCUGAUGUAUCGCUGUGUAUCUCCAGUGCAUGCAAUUCUUCGCAAGGAGCAGCAGCUGGUUCUGUAACGUCGUCGAGUUCAAUGUCAUCGAGCGCAACGUCGUCAAGCGACGCCACGUCAGACUCCAUCGCCAUCAUAUCGAAACCGGGAAACAUAGUGCUCACGACUCCCACUCCGUCGAUAUCGAGUGUUUUACAUUUUUACCAGCAUGCAAAAGGAAAAGCUGCUAAGAAUUACACGCCAGUUUCUGAAGAAGGUCUCAAGAUCGAUUUUACAAUAAAGGCCGCAAUCAGCGAGAUUUUCGGUGCCUUCCCGCUUUCUGACCAAGCAGCCCAGUUAUUAGAAUCGGCGACUGCGGACCACGCCAACUCCUCUAUAACAGAGGGUACGUCGAGAAGCUAUACAUCGAUCUUGUCGAAGGUGAUCCCAGCCGUCGCUCGUGAAUUUGGUUUCAUUUUGUGGCCGAUAACCACGGAUGCCGAGGCAUCGCUUCUGUUCGUGACGUUCGCACAUGUUCACUCGGUCCACAGCGCCUACAAAAAUGAAGACUCGAAUCGAAUACGGUGGGGCGCUUUUUUACAAUUGAGCGCGGCGAUAAACGCCUUCAAUUCCUCGAGAAUCGAGUUAAGCGGCUACACCACGAAGAACAGAGGCGCUUUCUUCCAGAAGCUAUGGAAAGGGUACAUUUUAUUUGUUUCUCGUGGCUAAAAGUUUGAUGAUGUCUUCUCUCAGCAUAAAUUAUGGAACUUCGUCUCGAAUCAUCACAUAUUUCCAUAUCACAGGUUCAAAAAAGAAGCACACCAUGGAGCCCCACUGGAUGCAAAGUGGUGUCCGACGACCACCGAGAUGCUCGACGCCUACACGACAGAAUGGGAGCACUGGCAGCGACACCACAAGCACAUGGUAGACAGCGACGGAGAUUUCCAGAAGAAAGUCUUGAGAAACAUGUCGUGCAACGAUAUAGAUCUAGUUUUACGACUUCAAAAAUUAGCAAUAGUUGUCAUAGCUUUCUUCUGUGUUAGGAGGAACGACGAGGUCAGACUGUUGCGGUUGCGUGAUGUAACAAUCACCGCGUCACCAGGGUCGGGACCGCAGUACGCAAUUUUCGUUUCUCAAGCAAAGAGUGACCAGCUCUCAUUCGGCUCAGAAGCCUGGGUGCCAACGCAUUUCACAAGAAUGAUAGCCGAUUACCAGCGAUUUGCCCGCGCCUUCUUUGACAUAGUACUAGGACGAAAAAUGGCCCCCGACGAUGCCUUUUUCUUCGUGAUAGGGAAUGCAAACAUUAAAACCAGGGGUGCAUUCAAAUCUAGCAAAGAUGGUAUUAGGAAAGACAUCAAAGCCUUUUUUAGCUACGCCUUGUCAGGAACGGUUCCUGAAAAACCAAUUUCGCUGCGCAAAGGAGGGGCAAAGCAUUAUAUUGAACAUGAUGUCUCACGACGUUUAGCUUAUUAUCAAGGCGGAUGGAGGAACAGCUACUGUCUCGAUGUGCACUACGCACCUAUCUCGAGUAUGGAACUAAGACAGAUGGUAAACAGACACUCGUCCAAAAGCUUAGAAACCUAUGCGAAUAUCGCAAGCCUGAGGGCACUUGACCGCGCUCACACGAUAUACCUACACGAUGACGACGCGAUCAAAUUUUCGCGCGAGGUCGAGAAGGUGGCAUGGGACAGAACUUCUUUAGAAUCCUUCCAGGAGGAAUGCCCUAGGCUUUUCUCUCACGCCACGUGCAGCUCUUGCGAUGCGGCAGUAUACGGAAAAAUUUUAGAUUUUUUGUCAAAAUGUGACGAAGAUUCAUAAUUAAAAAUCUCACACCAAGCAUGUAAACUUCAGCCACGCAGGCUUCUUGCACGACGUGAUAUGUUGUCCUUGUUUACAGCUACUGACACAGAGCGUCAGCAGUUCAGAGCGCAGGCGCGACGCAGAGAGAAAUAUAUGCGGUAGCACACGGUGCAAAUCAGAUCCAAAAUUUCAUCACCACAAACAAUCAUUAGCCUAGUACUAGCAGCUCAGCCUCAGUUUACAGCAGAAAUAAUGGAACGACCGCUAGGGCAUUUGUCGGGAUGGCGCUUCUGGUGCUUUGUGACCAAGGUGACCAUCCAGAAAUGCUGGUUGCUAUUAAAGCGUCUCAGCACCGUACCGCAACUAAUGGCGCGCGCAGUCUAUGAUGACGAUAGAAUGCUCGUGGACCAUUUCUUCCGCAAUUUCCGGUCCGCACAGCACUGGACCUUCCUGGCCAAGUUCUAUACGACAACCAUACUGCGCGUGAUGGUACUUCUAGUUUUGAUUCCAUAAUUUAUAUGCAUCUUUAGGCACAGCGAAAGCCUUUCAUUACCGGACUCUCAUGAUCAAAAAUUCACAAGGUUCCGUAUAUUCUGAUCGAAAUCGGCAUCAUCAACGGGCAAUCGCUGAUGUACGCAUGCAUUUCUUACGCAGUAGUCCAGCGGGCGGAAUCUUGUCGGUAUUUGUUGUCAUUUCCAAAAUUUCAGGGACAAUUAAUAGAAAUCCACAUAUCCUUCUAGUACCGAACGCAAUAAAAUGGACCUAGGAAAUCUCGGUUAUUACGAGAAACUGCCGUUGCUUCGGCAGGCAAAGUCGAUGCGGUCCAUGAUUGAUGAUUUGAGUACGAAGGAGCAGAAAAAUUCCACCUUUUCGCAAGUUGUCACUUCUUAUCGCUGGUGCAUGCGCAAAACCCUCCCCAAAAAUUGCGAUGCCAACGAGUUACGCAGCACCUGCAAUGUGCUGUUAGACACGCUGGAGGCAAUUUGUGCCAAACAAAAAUGUCAAGCAAAAUUAGCGGAGGGGAUGGCGUCUGCGAUUGAUUCGCUGUAUAGCCACUUGUCGGAAAUCUGGAAUUAUCCGGCCCAGGACGAGGUGAUGAUGGGACGCAAGUGGGCGUCUGUGCUCCUCGCGCGCCAGUUCGCCCACACCGCAGUGCAGAUCUAUCGCACCUACCACAAGCAGUCCUCAGCCGACAUCGCGAAUUUCUACAACAACGAGAAAAAGAAGUACAAAGAAGCCCGCCUGAAGCAGUUCAACUUGCGAAAAGAAGGAAAAGCUCUGCAUGAUGAGAAGAAGGAGGAAUUCAAGAAGGAAGAUUUGCAGAAGCCGAUUGUUAUGGACUCGUCCGAGGACGAUAGCUCAUACCCGUCUUCGGAUUCUGACUAAACAACUUUAAAAAAAUUUCUUCUUCAGUUGUCUUGGACGGAUCGUCGGGUCGCAGAUCGCAGUACGCAACUUCGUCCAGACUAACGGACGACUAAUCGCACGCGCCUUGGCUCGAUACCUGGAACUGAACCCGGAGCCGUAUAAUGUUACCUUUCUUUCCUUUUCGCGCAAUGGCACAUGUUUUUUGUUUGCAUCAUGAUGAUACUGGCAUGACAAAAAUACUUUAUACCACUCGACCAGGUUAGAUGACGACUUGCCACCGAGCAGACACACAUCCUCAUCGGAAGACGAGCGAGUGGUUUCAUCAUCGGAUGAUGAUUCUGAUGCAGAGGUCGUGAACCCGCAAGAAGCCCUUGAUGUAGUCCACCAGCACUUAGACUGAUGUGUGCCAAUCUCAUCGUGGAUUUCAAAAAUUUUUUUUUCAUCUUGUAGAAACACUUGAUUCAACAAGAACGGAAAAUAGAUAGACAAAAACACAGACGACAGAGGACCACGACAGCACGAUUGUUCUUCUUUCGUUUUGAUCACAAUCUGUGCAAGGGCACCGGUUCUUUCAGUACUUUGUUGCGUCUUUUCCAAUAGUCAGUGUCAUUUUGAUUUCGUCGCCCGAUCCCGCUAACGUCGAUUCCAAUAAGCUUCUCACACAGUUUCACAGAUGUCGUAUACACAUGUUUGGUUUGUGAGUGGGCGCAGGUGGCCUCACGAGCGAAUAUGUUAUUUUCAGAAACUGGAGAGAAUUGAGCGUAAUUUCAUGCGCAAACUGAGGGGAUGCUCAGAUGAGAUUUUAUGUGAAAUACAAUCAAACUGGCUACAAAAAAAUGCGAACCUCCUCUCCACGUCCUCCGCGGACGCACAUGAAGGCCUAGCGGCAGCAUGCGCAGACGCAAAAUGUCAUUUAUCUAGGUUUCGGAUUUUUGAUCUGAUCGAAAAUGAACGAAAAAUGAGAUAAAAAGAUGCGUUCGUCACCUCUCGUUAUGUUUUGCGGGGUGCAAAUAGGCCGCUCAGCGGCAUCGCUGCGCGCACAAGAUGCUCAGGACAGGAGAGCGACAAAAAGACACAAAUCGCAGCACGCCUCCUUCUGCGGAGCCCAAAUAGGAAAGCCACCAAAAGUAGCGGAGCCGGCACAAGAAAUUCAUCACUGGAUAGCACAAGAAAAUGCGGCAUCCAACAUGAAAGAUAAGCCGAGGCCAUGCAAGAAGGAUCUGCAGAAAGAAUAUGACGCGUGCUGGGACGACCCCUCGCUGAUCUUUCCGCAGGAAGCAGUGGUGACAUGGGACAGCUACUUACCGCAGCCGGGAAAAGCGCCACGAAGCCACCAGUGCGACAUCGACACCGUAGACCUGUCACGCCUGUUUACAUGCGGGAAUGAGUUCGGCGACCCGUUUAAUUUCACGCCGUGCUCCCCCUUCAAAAAUGAAGACUACGAGAAGGCGGGUGCACCUCUGACACGAGCAGCAGUUAGAAAACUGCUGCAAGACCAAGAGGGCCCGAACGACAGGUGGCGCAAAGCAGAGGACGAUCAGGCUUUCGCGGGUCUAACGAUAAAUCCAGAAGAAUGCGUACGGUUUGGACUACAGCCAGAAGUUUUGCUGAAAGCCUGCACGGGGAUAAAGUUCCAACAGAUCGCAGAGCACCUGGACCCGAUAGUAUGCGAGAAUUACCCGGCGGCCAAGCAGAGCCCGGAGGUCUACAAUAACGAGUUCAAGCGCUUCUUCGAGUGCAAAAAGAUCAUCCUGUACGAUGUGAAAUCAGAAAAGAACGACAAAGGCGAAGAUGUGGAAGUGUGCGACUACCCCAGCGACUUGACGUGCGUGCCAGGAAAUCUGCUGUUCCAACGCGACGACAAGAUUAGGGUAAUCAGUGACUACAGCAGCGAGUGGGCCCUGAUAAACCAGUCCAUUUUUUCCACCGAGGUAAACUACAAGACCUACUGGGAUACGUUUCUGCUGCUGAAGCCGAACUCAGUCGGGAGUGGUAUCGACUUCAUGGACUCCUUCGGCCACUGGUUGGUGCACGCACGUUUUCGCCGCAUGCUUGGAAUAAAUCUCGAAGGGACAGUACAAAAAGGAGGACAUUUGUACUGUCCUUUUGGCAUCGGUAUCUCGUGAAAACAUUUUUUAACGGAUCAGCGAAAAUUCUCACAGGCUCCACUAUAAACCUAGCCAGAUGCAUGUGGUUUUUUGUCGUGCAUCAAUCCGAAAAAACUGUUUUCACACGCAUACCGAGACCAGCACCGGGUGAGAACGAUUUCUUCGUGAAAGCUUUUCUCGCUGCAGCGAAGAGAAACGGAGUAUCGUCGCCAGCACUCGACUACGUAGACGACGUGAGAUUUAUAACCAGCCCGGUCGACGGCAAACCACACUUCGAUAAAGCCAAGUUCGACCUAGACCGAGCAGUGUACAUCCUAACCCGCAUGGGCAUCAAGAUUCACCACAAGGAAUCAAAGCUAAUACAGCCGUCAACAAUUUUCCCCUGGCUGGGAAACGUUUUCAACACCGACCCGAGGUCGUACAACAUCAUGCUCGAGCCUAAAAGACGCAAAGAAUACCUGCAAGCAGUGCGAGACUUCAAGCAGGCAGGCAGAAACAAAGAAGCGAAAGCCCGAGACGUAGCCAGCAUCAAAGGAAAAUUAGGUUCCUGCGCGCUUAUCCACCCACGCGGGCCAUUGGACGAGCUGAACAAGUUGCUGGUAGCUUCAACAGCACCGAAGCAGUGGGCGAAGCUGAACAGGCAGUUCAACCCGCCAGUCGAAAUCUCGGACGCCGCUUUCGAAGACUUGGAUUUGUGGGAAGACCUGCUGUCGACCGACCACACAAGACAAAUGUUCUUCAACGGCGAGCAGACUUUUAUUUGGUCUCACGAAGUCUUGGCCUUCGGAAAAGCCUUUUUCGCGUCUUUGGGACCAGAGCUGUUUAUCGGUGUCUACAUGGACGCUGCAAAAGGCGACAUCGAGAACUGCGAAGACCGAAGAAACAGAGGCUGGGGCGGCACCGUAGCGGAGCACUAUUUCCAUGGACUCUUCGACGAAAAAGUGCCAGGUAGUUUUGAUUUGUUUUUUCUGGUUUUCACAUAUACUUGUUGAUGUUACAUCAAAUCUACAAGAAUAAAAUUCCUUCUAUUUCCCACCAUCAGAUACUGCCAGCAUCAACGAGUUAGAGGCCUUGGCAGUUCAGCACGUGCUAGACGCAGCCAGGGAGAAGUUAGGAGACGCAUAUUUUCACCAGAAAAUAAUCCUGAUCAAGACCGACAAUCCAACGGCAAAAAGAACCACGAACAAGGGCUCCGCGGCAACGCCGAUUCUCAAGAACGUGACGAAAAGCUUGACAUCCUUCGCAUCCAGCACAGGCACAGAAAUAGUCGCGGCCAAGAUCGCGGGCGAAGUGAACAUAAUCGCCGACGCACUGUCACGCCACGAAGAGCAUUUAUUUGCGUUUAAAGAUCCCUUUCCGGAUAAAACUUUGUGUAAGCGCUCGUGGAGCAUUGUGAUGCGCGAGAUACCGGGUCUGAAUGUCGACUGUUUUGCAGAUCACCACAACUGGCGUUUCCCGGAAUACUACACGGCACACAAUCAUCCGCUCGAUAUCUUCGACUUGUUUUAUAACAAGCGUUCCUGGUGGUUCCCACCAAUACACCUCGCAAUAGUAACAGCUCGCUUCCUCGCCAACUUCCAAAAAAUUCCAGUAGCUCAAAGACCACGUUUUGCACUGAUGCUGCCGAUGAUCAACCCCAUGUUCUACGACCUGGCGUCCAACUUCGUACAGUUCUGCACGUACAAGAAGGGUUCCAAGGUAUUUUGCACAGCGCAGUGCCCACUCGUAUACGGAGCACACGAAGAUUGGACGUUGUUGUUGUCUGUGCAUCUACACGACUGGGGUAGAGACAGAGAAAAAACAGAAAUAGGCGCACAAGUUACAAAAAUUUUACGCAAACCUUACUUUCGUCAAUUUCCCGAGCUCGCUAGGAGCAAGUUAAGAAUUAUGGAUAUUUGUUAUGCGCGCGAGAGGUUUAUAGUCCACAUCACAUGCUGCGUCCCGUGCAAACCCAGCGGUUUGGCGGCACAGUUGUUUGCAAAAUAUCCGAAGGCAAACCGCUAUGGAGAGCCGUUUUCUGCGAAACCACUAGGAGGAUAUGAAGUGAUAGGAAAAAUUGUCAAUAUUUACGCUAUGGUCUGGCCAGGAAAACCCGUUCUCAACAGAGUCCCACGACCAUCAGAUGUAGUACCGGUAGAAGCAUUUACAGCAGAUGACUCAGCAGAAGCUCGCCUUUUUCGUUUCAAAAACGCGUUGUACGACUUUAUUUUGUCAAUCAUAGACGAGACAGAAUCAGUAGCAAUCCCGCUCAGAAUUGGACAAGGCUCAUGCGCAGGCGGACAAAAAGAAUACUGCGCAGUGAUCGCCAAAGCCAUCGACAUCGCAUUUCGAAACAAUGUUGACGUCAGUAUUUAUGAGAAGCCGUACGCUCUAUAAUAUCAAACACACACAUCUUACCUUGGGAUACUCUGGAAUUAGCGCCCAGACUACAUGUUUGUAGCAUGUGCUCUGUUCUAGUCCUAUCUGGAAAACACAGAUCACUUCAAGAUCAAGACCUCGUGGGUCUCUCGGUCUAGAUCGCGUGUGUGUGUGUCGGGUACUGAGCUUGUACGGUCGCUCAGCAAAAUAAUUACGAAACCUUUUCUCUACGACAACAAUCGACAAGGCUAUUCUGGAAAAACUCGAAGCGGU
Amoebophrya sp. A120 is the source of this 13105-nucleotide messenger RNA. The record is from the annotation of a GenBank genome assembly. Lineage: Eukaryota; Dinophyceae; Syndiniales; Amoebophryaceae.